Molecule: messenger RNA, 1026 nt
Organism: Alternaria burnsii
Lineage: Eukaryota; Fungi; Ascomycota; Dothideomycetes; Pleosporales; Pleosporaceae
Product: carbohydrate esterase family 16 protein
Exons: 1
Coding region: 1-1026 (341 amino acids)
Molecular function (GO): hydrolase activity, acting on ester bonds
Source: RefSeq, a predicted model, not a curated record
AUGAAGCUUACCACUACUUCAUGCAUCUCCCUAACGCUGUGUGCGCACGCAAUAGCAGCCCCAAGCUAUCCGAAACAAACGCACGGCUCUUUCAGGUGGCGCUCUACGAAAUCUCUGGUAGCUUUUGGCGAUAGCUACACAUAUGUACAAGGCACGCUUGGUCAUGUGAAUUAUACUUUCAUUGGAGAUGAGUUCAACUUCUCUUUCACGUCCAAACAGCUCUUCUCAGAUCGCAUUGUGCAGAAUCUCACGGGAACGGCGGAAGGAGGACCGAACUGGGUCGAGUUCUUGACCGAAUGUGGUGUUGAGGAUGGCUUGCAUGAUCCAAGGAAAUGCAAUGUUCAACUCUGGGACUUUGCAUAUGCCGGUGCAAACACUAUCAACGAAGCUGGAUUCACCCCCCUACACCACAACCAUACCGUCUCGCUCGAACGUCAAGUAGAGCAAUUUGUUUCCUACGGUAACCCAGCCCUUGAAUCGAUCGAUCUCAACAAGAAGAAGGCACUAGUUGCGAUAUGGAUCGGUAUCAACGACAUCAACGAUCUUGUUUCUACUCAAGGCAAGAAUGCAACUUUCGCACCGAGCUAUGAAAAGGUCCAAGGCAGAUUGUUCAAGAGCGUGGAAAAUAUAUACAGUUUAGGUUACAAGAACUUCAUGUUCAUGAACCUGCCGCCCCUGGAUCGUGGUCCAGGAACGCCCAAUGUCAACGCCUCUAUGGUCUCUUCUUUCAACAAGAUCCACGCUGCGCAUGCCGAUGCCUUCCAAAACCAACACAAAGAUGCCAAGGUGCUCCAAUUCGAUGUCAACAGUGUUUUGAACGAUGUGUUGGAUCACUACCAAGAUUACGGAUUCAAGAACGUCACCAACUACUGCCCUGGAUACAACCAGCCAGACAUUCUGACAGAUCCCGGCAAAUAUGGAUGUACGGAGCUGGAUACAUUUUUUUGGUACAACUCAGGUCAUCUAACAAGUAGGACGCACGAUAUAAUGACAAAGGCAUUGAGGAAAUGGUUGUUGAAGCAAUAG